GAGUGAAGAGGUGGAGGAAUGACCCACAGAAGUCUGUGACGAGUCUUCAGUACAGACAUCCUUUAACUCUGCUACUCAAAUGAAGACAAACUCAGAGAUGGUCUGUCUAAGAAACUUCAAAAGGUGCAGACCUCCUGAUUGAAGCGUGGUUAAGCUGAUUCAUUUCUUCAUGAUAUUUCUGUUCUCUACAAGGGAGUCAUGAUUACACUCACAGAGUUAAAGUACUUAGCAGAUGCCCAGUCAACCUACCACAUACUGAAGCCAUGGUGGGAUGUCUUCUGGUAUUACAUCACCCUCGUCAUGCUGUUAGUGGCUGUGCUGGCUGGAGCUCUGCAGCUUACCCAGAGCAGGGUUCUGUGCUGUCUUCCAUGCAAGGUGGAGUUUGACAAUCACUGUGCUGUGCCUUGGGAUCUCCUGAAAGCCAGCAGGAACAUGUCCUCUAACACGGCCAUGCCGCUGCCACUGCCGCUCCGGAUCCAGAAUGACCUCCAUCGACAGCAGUACUCCUAUAUCGAUGCUGUCUGUUAUGAGAGACAGCUCCACUGGUUUGCCAAGUUUUUCCCCUACCUGGUGCUUCUGCACACGCUUAUCUUUGCAGCCUGCAGCAACUUCUGGCUUCACUACCCCAGCACCAGCUCCAGGCUGGAGCAUUUUGUGGCCAUACUUCAGAAGUGCUUCGAUUCUCCGUGGACCACACGGGCCCUGUCAGAAACAGUGGCCGAGCAGUCAGUGAGGCCCCUGAAACCCUCUAAGUCCAAAACAUUGCUAUCAACCUCGUGUUCUGCCGACACUGAUGCCAACAAGCAGGCAUUGCCCUACCCACAGCCAGGCUUGGAGUCUCCUGGCAUAGAAAGCCCCACUUCUAGUGUCCUGGACAAGAAGGAGGGUGAGCAGGCCAAAGCCAUCUUUGAGAAAGUAAAAAGGUUCCGCCUGCAUGUAGAACAAAGGGACAUUAUUUAUCGGGUGUACCUGAGGCAGAUAAUAGUCAAAGUCAUUUUUUUUGUCCUCAUCAUAACUUAUGUCCCCUAUUUUUUAAGCUACAUAACUCUGGAAAUUGACUGCUUGAUUGAUGUACAGGCAUUCACAGGCUACAAGCGCUACCAGUGUGUCUACACCUUGGCAGAAAUCUUUAAGGUCCUGGCAUCCUUUUAUGUCGUGUUGGUGAUACUUUACGGCCUCACCUCUUCCUAUAGCCUGUGGUGGAUGCUGAGGAGUUCCUUGAAGCAGUACUCCUUUGAGGCUCUCAGAGAGAAAAGCAACUAUAGCGACAUCCCCGACGUCAAGAAUGAUUUUGCCUUCAUCCUCCAUCUGGCCGACCAGUACGACCCCCUGUAUUCCAAGCGCUUCUCCAUCUUCCUGUCAGAGGUGAGUGAGAACAAACUGAAGCAGAUCAACCUCAACAAUGAGUGGACUGUCGAGAAACUGAAAAGCAAGCUUGUGAGGAACUCCCAGGACAAGGUAGAGCUGCACCUGUUCAUGCUCAGCGGUCUCCCGGAUAAUAUCUUUGAGUUGACAGAGGUGGAAGUGCUGAGCCUGGAGCUCAUCCCUGAGGUCAAGCUGCCUGCCUCCAUCUCUCAGCUUGUCAACCUCAAGGAGCUUCAUGUGUACCAUUCAUCUCUGGUAGUGGACCAUCCUGCCCUGGCCUUUCUAGAGGGGAACUUAAAGACCCUCCGCCUAAAGUUUACUGAAAUGGGAAAGAUCCCGCGCUGGGUGUUCUACCUGAAGAACCUCAAGGAACUAUACCUAUCAGGCUGUGUUCUCCCUGAGCAGCUGGGCACCACGCAGAUGGAGGGCUUUCAAGACUUGAAGAACCUGACGACCCUCUACUUGAAGAGCAACCUGUCCCGGAUCCCCCAGGUGGUGACGGACCUGCUUCCCUCCUUACAGAAGCUGUCCUUGGAUAAUGAGGGAAGCAAACUGGUUGUGCUGAACAAUUUGAAAAAAAUGAUCAACCUGAAAAGCCUGGAGCUUCUCAGCUGUGAUCUGGAACGCAUCCCACACUCCAUCUUCAGUCUGAACAACCUGCAUGAGCUGGAUCUGAAGGAAAAUAACCUAAAAACGGUGGAGGAGAUCAUCAGCUUCCAGCACCUUCCGAGCCUUUCCUGCUUGAAGCUUUGGCACAACAACAUCGCUUACAUCCCUGCCCAGAUUGGAACGCUGUCCAACCUAGAGCAGCUCUUCCUGAGCCACAAUAACAUUGAGAGUCUGCCCUUGCAGCUCUUCCUAUGCACCAAGCUACACUACCUGGAUCUGAGUGAUAACCAUCUGACCUUCAUUCCAGAUGAGAUCCAGUACCUGACCAAUCUGCAGUACUUCGCCGUGACCAACAACAACAUCGAGAUGCUGCCAGACGGGCUGUUCCAGUGCAAGAAGCUUCAGUGUCUGCUUUUGGGAAAAAACAGCCUAACAUAUCUGUCCCCUCUGGUGGGGGAGCUGUCAAACCUCACCCACCUGGAACUCACUGGGAAUUACCUGGAGACACUGCCUCCAGAGCUGGAAGGGUGUCAGGCCCUGAAACGGAGCUGUCUGAUUGUUGAGGACAGUUUGCUCAAUACUCUUCCGCUGCCUGUGACAGAACGUUUGCAGACGUGCUUAGACAAAUGUUGACCUAGAGAUUAGACCCAGCAAAAGCGUUUGAAAGCAGGGUCCCGGGGCUUAAAGGAGAAAGAAUUUUCCUAAGUUAUGUAGAUGAAAAAUGGCUGAUAGUUAUGACACACAGUAACCAAAAAUCUGAGUAACCCAUUGUCUAAAUCAAGUAGGAAAAAGAUGUCAGUGCUGGGGUUUUGUGAAUAGCUGAUCUUUAAAUUAUUGACAUAUUGUAAAAGAAAGAAAAAGUAUGCAUUGAGGUGGAUAGAGAGCUGUGCAAUUAUGGAAACUUUACCUUUCAAGUUUUAUCUUCAGAACUGUGUAUUUUUCCUCUCCUUUUAGCCCAUUACUUAUUUGCACAGUGUUUUCCUGUCACUUUCUAAUUUGACAGUGAUCACCAAACCCAUGAGGACUUGUCAGCAUAAAUGCCUUCGGUCAUGUUCACCAUUGGCUUUGAUUGAUAGUCUCCCAGUUUUAAAGCAGGGUGUGUUGUGCUUGGCUCACUUCCCACUUUCUUUCUCAUUUUGCUGGACUCUUCAUCUGGUUUUCUCUGAGCAACAUCGAACACCCCUGGGAGAAUACUAACAUUUGGCAUUUGCUGAGAUUAGGAGCCAGAGUUCCUAAAAAUAUGUAUUCUCCAAGUUGUCUCCUUGUCUGUGAUCAAAGCCUUUUAAAAUACAUUAAGAAUUUUUAUAUGAAAUAUAAAAUAUUUUCUACUGUAUGAUCUCCGAUUCUACAUCUCUGAGAACACUUUGUAAGGUACAGUGAACAUGUGUAUCUCUCAGAAUUUACUAAUUCUCUUUUUGGGCUGAUAAUGAUUCUCAUGUUUGUAUGAGUUCUGCUCCAAAAAGUUUUUGUAUUCUGAAACUAAUUACUCUGGAUGACAAAAAACCUUGUGUUUUUUCCCUAAAGCCUUUGAGGGGUUUCUAUGUGGGAGGACAGCCGCACCAUCUACCUCUCCUUGCUGUCGUGCAGCUAUAUGAGUACACUCCUCAAUUACUGACAGACUGUGAUGAAGAGGAGAGGGCAAGAUCUAGACUGGAAAAUACUCUGUAGAAACUUAGCAUUAAAUAAAAAUGUGGGUUGUCCCUCCAUCUACAUGAUUUCUUGGUAUGAUUUUGAUGGUAGCUGUCUGUCCCCAUCUAACUGACACCCAUAUAUGCCUUUUAACUCCUGGGAUAUAUCUUGCUCCUUUUGACAGAAAGCUUUGUGUUUGGCUCUUUAUUAUCAUGCAUACCACUGAAUAAAUAAAAUGGACUGGCUCACUCUGGGGAAAUGAACAUCAGUAGUGUGCUUUUCUCUGUUGGGUCUGGCAUUAUGAACCCACCUCUUUUUAGACAUUAACUGUCUAGUAACCUAUUAACUGCAUCUAUACAAAACUGGAAAACACUAUGUCAAGAAUCUUCUAAAUAGAACUGUGGUGUGGAAUGUGGUGAGUAGGUUUUCUUUGAUUUGUUCUAGGAAGAUGAAAGUGAGUCUUUGAAGUAUAAGAAAUGCUUCUUCUCCUAGCUACCACAUAUGCCUGGUGAUCAGAGAAAAGAAUUACACAGAGGAAACUGGAGUAUUACAAAGAGUAUAUAGAAGGCCCAAAAGUUGCCUAAAGCACUAUGGAUGGCAAGGAACAAAUUAAAAAUAGACAUCUUGACAAAACUUGCCCUUAUUAGAACGUCCAAGUUCUCAGGGAACCAGGCAUGACCAGGGCAGCUAUCUCUGGGACCUCACAGACGGGUCCUGGUAUAGCCACGGUCGUCUUAUUUUUACUUUUGUAAAAAUGUGAGUUGAUGUUUUCAGUAGAAUCAUCACGUGGACCAAUUCAAAAGUUGGCUGGGAUCUCUUGAAGUUUUGAGUAUCAAUGAUUUAUGUGAAGGAGGUUUCAAUAUUAUCAACCAUGCUUCAUAGGAAAAAAAAAAUCCCACCCUUUUUUGUGGGAAAGAAAUUCAAAACACAGUUCAGCUGUUCUAGCCUUCACCUAACAAAAGAGUACUUCCCCAUGACUUGUUUUCCAGUGCAAGCAUCCUUGGCUGAUUCUCCUACCCCCUUGAAGCAAUUCCCAGGAAGGAUCAGCCAUGAGGUGUAAGCCUCUUUCCCCACACUAGGCUGUUUUACUGCUGGAAACCAUGUAGCUCUUGAUACCACAGUUCUGAGAUGUCUUUUGUAUCUACUGCUUAUGCAGCGAUGUUGAGGUAGCUGUCCAAGCUAACUAACACUAAGGCACUGGGUAAUACAAUACCAACUGCCUAUUGGAGACCUGUGUUAGCACUGGCUUCUCUGCCUGUGUUAGUCACCUAAUACCUAAGAGAAUCUUACAGGAAGAAAAUGAAAUCUUCCAAAUUAUCAUAAGACUUCCCAAAAACCAAGCAUAAAGGAUAAAAAGCCAAAUUUAGGCAUAUGCUACAAUGUUAUUUGCAUAACAUUUGCAUCUAACUACAAAUAAGGAGACACAUAUGUCUAAUGUUUGUAGGUUUCAUUUAGGUUAGUCUAAGAAUAGCAACUUUUUAAAAAUUAAUUACUUUUAAUCAUAAGGUAUUCAAUUUCCUUAGUUUGAAAAAGCACCAUGUUUCCCUCAUUGACCUCAAGGUGGAUCUCUGUGACAAUAUUGAUGCUGCAUUUUCAUUUUUAAUUGCCUGUUUAUCACCGUGUUUCUCUGUUACUAAUAAACAGGUUGAAAAAGGGUACCUGAAAUCCUUAGGGUCUCAGUGAUGUGGAAGCUCAAAUUUGUCUGCUGCAGUAUGCUAAAGCGGCUUAGGUAGACAAUGUUAUUCCUUAAUCGUGAAAUGGUUCUGCUCAUGUUUCAUAAUUUGGAUGUCAUGUUUGAUUUAAAUAUUGUAUUAAUAUUGAUGGGUUCAUUAAAAUAGCCAAAUACUUACUUAUCUGUAGACUAGACAUUAUUUCCUUAUACUUUCAAUACAGCAUCUUUAUGUUCAAGUAGUGCUGGUCCAUUCACAUUGGGUGUAUUCACCCUCACCCACCUCACUAAAUCUGACCAGCAUGGGAUAGUAGCAGUGUAUUUGUGCUAUAGCAUUUGCAGUGACACCACACACGCUCAGUCCUUCAUUCCUGCUUUAAGACUCCAACUUCCUGUUCCCUUCCUUUUCAGUGACUGCAUAUUACAUUAGCAUCUGUAUUACUUCCUGGAAAAUAAAGGAGUCUAAUUAGAGAGAGAAAGAAAGACUUAAUAUGCAUCCUGUAGGAAAAAAUACAUAUAUUUAGACAGUGUAAACAAGCAACUACUGCAGAAGGUCCUGGGUGUAAUUGUUUCUGUCUGUACCUGUGUGGUGUGCUGAAGCAGUAUAAAGUGCAGAACGGCUCCCCUCCAGUCUCUUGCCCUCAGCAGCAUCUACAUCCAGUGACAGGUGUCUACUAGGUACCUUUUGCAAUGGACUUCUUGAGUAUAUUCUCUUUAUCUUUAAAAAAUUAUGCACAAUUUCAUCAAGAUGGAAGUAUUAACGCAGAUUAUAUGAGCCAAAAUACUGAGUUGAGAUGGCUUCCGGUCGAACUUAAUUUCACACUUUCAAGUUUUAAAUUUAACACAAAAUACAUCAUAGCUGAGAAAAACAACCCCGAAUGCCUUCUGCAUGUUCAUUAUUUCUUACAGACAUGGUGCAAUUUUAAAAAUACGAAAGUAUAGAGUUAGAAUGGGUGUGUCUGUGCUUCUAUCUGUCAUGUGUCAGUCUUAAUAACAUUGUAUAGUAAGACUAAAAUUCUACCUUUCAUUCUAAGUAAAAUAAUGGGCCAACCUUGAAUGGAGACAAUUUCUUUUGGCGUCCAGUGAAGGCUAGCAUUUGUUACUUUAUCUUUAUGGAAUAUUUGGAAAAGUGUAUAUGGGUUUUGCUUCUGGAAAAUGAAGCAAAUUGUUCAAUGUUUUGGGCCCCUGGAUUUAAAUCCCUACAUUCUGUAGACUUGGGUAAAAUCUGCUGUUUAUAAAGUAUCAUUUCUGUAAAAAGAUUAGAUUUUUUUAUAAUAAAUGUUAAAUGAGGUGAAUCACGGGAAACUAA
Molecule: messenger RNA, 6581 nt
Organism: Cricetulus griseus (Chinese hamster)
Lineage: Eukaryota; Metazoa; Chordata; Mammalia; Rodentia; Cricetidae
Source: RefSeq, a predicted model, not a curated record